Molecule: messenger RNA, 1824 nt
Organism: Zingiber officinale
Lineage: Eukaryota; Viridiplantae; Streptophyta; Magnoliopsida; Zingiberales; Zingiberaceae
Exons: 5
Coding region: 1-1824 (607 amino acids)
Source: RefSeq, a predicted model, not a curated record
AUGUUUAAAUCUUUAGAGACCUCGAGAAAUUUAACAUGGCAUGCAGAUUCUACAAGAGUUGUUGGUCAAUUACGUCAUCCAGUUGAUUCACCAUCAUGGAAGUUGGUGGAUCAUAUGUGGCCUGACUUUGAAAGUGAGCCAAGAAAUCUUCGCCUAGCACUUGCAGCUGAUGGCAUUAAUCCUCAUAGCAACCUUAGCAGUCGGUACAGCUGUUGGCCAAUAAUGUUGGUCAACUAUAAUUUACCUCCAAAUAUGUGUAUGAAGAGGAAAUACAUCAUGCUAACUAUGCUCAUUUCAGGGCCUAAGCAGCCUGGAAAUGAUAUUGAUGUCUAUCUGGAGGUGCUAGUUGAAGAUUUGCAACAAUUGUGGGAAGGAGUUGAUGGAGUCUAUGAUGCUUAUCGCAGGCAGUUCUUCACUCUUAAAGCAGUCUUAUUAUGGACCAUCAAUGACUUUCCUGCAUAUGGUAACCUUAGUGGAUGUACUACACAUGGUUAUUAUGCAUGUCCAGUAUGUGGAGAAGAUACUUAUGCAAGACACCUGGAAAAUGGGAAGAAAAUGUCAUUUGCUGGCCAUAGAAGAUUCCUAUCACGGUUUCAUCCAUAUCGUAGGCAAAUGAAGGAGUUUAAUGGCAUGGAGGAACUUGGAGAAGCAGCUAGACCAUUAUUUGGGAUUAAGUUGUUUGACAAACUUUCUGACAUAAGGCAUUGUCUUGAUGUUAUGCACAUCGAGAAAAAUGUCUUUGAAUCCCUCAUUAAUACUUUGAUGAAUGUUAAAGGAAAAACCAAGGAUAAUGUGGCAGCUAGGUUGGACAUGGUUGAGAUGGGGAUUAGGCCUGAAUUAACACCUAUAGUUGGGGAGAAAAGAACAUAUCUUCCUCUUGCUGCGUGCUCAUUCACAAAAAAAGAAAAGUUGCAAGUGUGCAAGUCAUUAAAGGAUAUAAAAGUUCCAGAAGUUUACUUCAGAUGGAUGUAUCCAUUUGAAAGAUGCAUGAAGGUGCUUAAGAGUUAUGUGGGCAUUCGAAAACAUCCUGAAGGUUGCAUUGUUCAGAGAUAUUUAGCAGAAGAAGCAAUUGAGUUUUGUUCAGAAUAUCUUAAUGGUGUUGAUCCGAUUGGAGUCCCUCAAUCAAUCCGAGACUCGAAAGCAAAUAUUUCUGGCUUGCAAGCAUGCAACACACCAAUUGUAGUGCAACAAGUUGAUCUGCAACAAGCAUAUUUGACUGUGCUAGAAAAUAUGGAAGAAGUAUCUCCCUAUAUAAUUGAACAUAAAACAUUUUUGAAAUCAAUGUUUCGCAAAAAAGAGAAAGAUGAAAGGUGGAUACAAGAUGCUCACAAUAAGAGGUUUAUUGAUUGGUUUCGUGCAAAGGUGGUUGCUGAAAUUGACAGUUGCAAUGGUGGAACAACAUCGACAUUAACAUGGUUGGCCCAUGGACCGCGUGUGCAAAUCCUUAAGUAUAAUAGUUAUGUGAUAAAUGGUAAUUUAUACCAAACAAAGGCGCGGGAUGAUGACAGAGUUUGCCAAAACAGUGGGGUUUCUUUAGUUGCCAACACCAUGCUUGUAUGUAGUGCUAAAGAUAAGAAUCCCUUGCUAGCUGAUGUGUCUUUCUAUGGAGUGAUUGAAGAAAUAUGGGAAUUAGACUAUCAUCAAUUUCACGUUCCUCUUUUCAAGUGCGCAUGGGUUGCAAAUGACAAAGGAAUAAUCAACAACGAUGAAUGUGGUUUCACUGUAGUUAAUUUGAACAAACGAGGACACAAGAAUGACGAAUUUGUGCUUGCAAGUCAAGUCAACCAAGUCUUUUAUAUUGAUGACCCAUUAAAAAAGGGAUGA